AUGUUCACCCCCGACCCCUACUCGCUGCAGGCUCGGCGCCACAUCCCCUACUUGUCCUUCCACAAAUCACUUAUCCGCACCAUAUGUCGCCCUCAGCAAGAUGACCUGCUCAUCAUCGCCAAGGGACUGGGACUCAGGAGAGUAGUAUGUGCGCUGCUAAAGACCUAUGACAGGCGGGAAGAUCUGGUUCUUGUGGUUGGCGCUACCCCAGCUGACGAGGCGGGCGUCGGAGAUGAACUAGGGAUUAUGGGCGUCAGAGACCCGGGAUUCAAAGUAGUCGGCUACGAGAUGCACGCGAAGGAAAGAGAAGAAAUGUACCGACAUGGAGGUCUUUUCUCGGUGACGAGCAAGAUUCUCGUCAACGACCUACUCAAGGGAACAUUGCCCUGCAAGCUCAUAACAGGCCUCGUAAUUCUGCACGCUGAAAGAAUUUCGCAUGGCAGCCAGGAAGAGUUUGCUGUCCGUCUCUACCGGCGAGAGAAUCAAAGCGGCUUUUGCAAAGCAUUCUCUGAUGAGCCCGAAAUCUUUGCCCACGGCAUGUCUCCACUCAAAGACAUGCUCGUCAACCUCAACAUGAAUUCGGUUCUCAUCUGGCCUCGUUUCAAUGAAGCCGUGAAGAUGGAUCUGUCGAGUCGGAGGGCAGAUGUAGUGGAGAUGUAUAUCCCGAUGACGGAUCUGAUGAGGCAGUGUCAGGAUGCUGUCACAGAGUGUAUGGAAGCGAUGUUGGUGGAAUUAAAGAGAGAUCAUUCUCUGAAUCUUGAUCUGGAAGACAUCAACGUCCGCAACGCCCAAUUCAAGAGCUUUGACACCAUUGUCAGAAUGAAGCUCAAGCCGGUCUGGCACAAAGUCGGAGCAAAGACAAAGAUUCAUGUAGCUGCUCUUGCUGAGCUUCGAAAUUUGCACACCUGGUUACUCGAAUACGACUCUGCGACUUUUGCUUCCUACAUCAACACACUUCAACGCCAGCAUUACAAUGCCGAAAAGGUCACUACGGGCCCUGCUCGACAUGUCCAUGAUUGGUUCAAUGCCAAAUCCGCUGCUACCCUCGUCGAAGCCUCACAGGGGCGUUUAUCAAGAAAGAAGCUCGAAAUGGAUAACAACCCCCAAGAAGACGAAGGGGAGUUUGAGGAGGAGGAGGCUGUGAUGAGGGAAGAAGAGCGUCGAGAGCGGGAACGCCGAGAAGGGGACAGCGUGAUGAGGGACGAUGAUGAGGAGGAUAUCAUGGAGGUCUUUGCUACCCAGACUCAAGUCGUCCCCCAGAGUCGGUCAAACAGGGACGACAACGGAGACGAAGAGCAACUCAUUAUCGAGGACGACGAGAACGCAGACGAGACCUUGCGCUCCGCCGAAGGACCUCCUCCGCCCGUAUUCCGUCCUGUCAUGGUCGGUGUCCAAGACGACCUUCGAGCUAGCGUCAAGAAGAGAUUACGGAAAGGACACGAAGCUGUUCUGGAAGAACAGCCCAAGUGGGGUGUCCUCGGCAAAGUCUUGAAGGAGAUUGAAGAUACCAUCGCCCGUGUUUCCGACACGCACGCCGACGCGCCGGGGACCAAUAUCACCCUCAUCAUGACUUCCUCCGACCGCACCUGUCUCCAACUCCGGCAAUACCUCACCACCAUGGCCAAGACUGAUCCGCCUUUCGGGCCGAAUGCGGGGAAGAGAAUGAUGGAGUCUCUGUUCUUGUCGAAUUGGCAGCAUGAGAAGAAUGGGCAGAGGCUGGAUGGCAAGGCUGGGAGCAAGGCGGGUAUGAGGAUGCAUAGGAGUGGUGAUGAUGAGGUGAAUGCUAGGGGAGACAUUGAGAAGCAGAGAUCGGAGGAGGCGAGGAGGGCUGAGAGGGGGAGGGGGAGGGGCGUACCGAGUUAUAAGAGAAGGAGGCAGAGGGGCGGGUCUGUUGCCCCAGCUCCGAGAUUGGCAGACAUGGAAAGAUCUCGAGCCGGACAAGACCCAGCAUCUGCCCUCCUCACUUCAUCCGGCAUCAUAGACGAAGAUGACCUCCAGCCUCUACCGCCCGGCACCCUUCCCUCAGACCCGGUCUUGGGCGCCGAUUCGGCAUCCUACGGACUGAUGCCUGAGAACUUUGAGGAAGAGUACGGGCUGAUAGCGCCGGAGGAUGCUGUAGUCAUCCGACCUUAUGGGGGAGAGGAUGAUGAUAUUCUGCUACAGGAGCUGAGACCGAGAUUUGUGGUGCUCUAUGAGCCCAACUUGGCGUUCAUUCGACGGCUAGAAGUGUACAAGAAUUGCAACCCAGGGUUGUCUCUUCGUGUAUAUCAAAUGAUAUACACCAACUCAUUCGAGGAAGACCGUUUCCUCUCAACGAUCCAAAGAGAAGCCGAAGCUUUCAAAAAGCUCAUCGACGACAGGCAGUCGAUGGUCAUACCCAUCUACAACAACAACCCCCGAGCGCCUAUGCGAGAUACAUUCACCAGAUCAAAAACGACUUAUUCGUCGCGUAAUGCUGGCGGUGGAGAGGGCGCUUCAGAGUCGCGAAUCAUUGUCGAUUUACGAGAGAUCGGCGCUCUGCUCCCCUCCUUGAUCGACGCUGCCGGUAUCAAGGUCAUUCCCUGUACACUCACGGUGGGAGAUUACAUCCUGUCUCCGAAGAUGUGUGUGGAGAGAAAGAGUUUGGCCGAUUUGGAAGGCAGUUUGAAUAAUGGUCGAUUACACACGCAGUGCGAACAGAUGACUGCUCAUUACGAGACCUGCAUCCUUCUCAUCGAAUUCGACGAAGACAAAUUCGGCAUGCGCACCAAGGAAGAUUCUCGCCGAGAGGCCGCUGGACGACCUAGCAACAACACUCCCAACACCAACCCCGAUGAGCCAUGGCGCCAGGACACAUUCUACAUCCAAGCCAAACUCGUUCUACUGUCUCUCCAUUUCCCGAAACUCAAGAUCAUCUGGUCUUCUUCCCCGCAAGAGACUGUACGCAUCUUGUCGGAUCUGAAGUUGAACCAUGAUGAGCCGGAUGAGGCUACUGCCAUGCUCAAGGGAUCUAGCGAGGGAGAGCAGGGAGGAGCACUCAAGAGUGGGAUUGAGAACGCGGCGGCUGUGGAGAUGCUUCGAUGCAUCCCCGGUGUUUCGGGUGGAAAUCUGCGAUAUGUAAUGUCCAAGGUGGAAAGUAUCGGGGAGAUGGUGAGAAUGAGCAGGAAGCAACUGAAGGAAGUGCUUGGCGAGGAGGGAGGGGACAAGGCGUAUACCUUUUUGCAUCACGACGCAAGGUUCUCGUAG
Molecule: messenger RNA, 3225 nt
Organism: Cryptococcus wingfieldii CBS 7118
Lineage: Eukaryota; Fungi; Basidiomycota; Tremellomycetes; Tremellales; Cryptococcaceae
Product: DNA excision repair protein ERCC-4
Exons: 9
Coding region: 1-3225 (1074 amino acids)
Biological process (GO): resolution of meiotic recombination intermediates; double-strand break repair via homologous recombination; nucleotide-excision repair involved in interstrand cross-link repair
Cellular component (GO): nucleotide-excision repair factor 1 complex
Molecular function (GO): single-stranded DNA binding; damaged DNA binding; single-stranded DNA endonuclease activity
Source: RefSeq, a predicted model, not a curated record